UUGCACUAUUUUCUAGUAUGAUCAACUUCCUGUUUGCAAUGCGGUCUCGUUUCCAAACAAAAUUUGAAACAUUUUUACUCCAAAUUUUUAUUAAUAUUGAAGUCAAUUAUGGAUAAAAGAUUGUUAUUUAUAUAGAUUAAGAUAAAUAUAUUAUCAGUUUACAUAUGCAGAACAAAUGGAUACCAAUUUAAGAACUCUUAUGGGUAUUGCCCAGAAAUAUGGAGCUAAAGAUCCAAACAACAGUCUCCAGCAAGUGUACGACCAGCUGAGAAAUGUAGCUCAGUCCAAACCAACAAUUGAUGCACCAGAACCAUUUGGCCAGGAGUUGUAUGUCUUAUGUGCUGAGAUUGCCUUUCAGCAUGGGAAACUUGAUAUGGCCAAAGAUUGUUUGAAGAUGUACUUCAUAAAACCUCCUCCAGCAAACCAGUUCCUGUGUAGAGCAUACCUCUGUCAGUCUCAAUUAUUGGCCCCAACAUCAGCUGAUAACCCUGAACAACUUGAGAAGGCUGUAGUGUACCUUGUGAAAGCAAUCAACUUUGCUAAGAAAAACCCAAGGUAUCAUUUCCUAGUAUACAAUGCAUCAGUGUUGUAUUGGCAAUUCUGUCGUCCAUUCUUAAAGCCUAAUUUCCGUCGUUUCCUAGCACACAGUCUCCAUGAGGUUGUUAAGGCCCUGGAUGAUAUUGAUGACCAGGACUUUGAAUGGAGAGCAACUCUCAUCAUAGCCCUUAUUGAGUGUCAUCUGGAUGCAGGACGUAAGAAAGAUGCAGAAGCUGUAGGACUGGCUGCUGCUAGCUUCAUACGUUCCAAUGUCCCAAGCAUGUACAAACGAGUGUUUGGAAUGCUGAUCCAGAAGCAGUUAAUGCCUGUCGAGAAACUCCACAGAGAUGUUCAGAAGUCUCCUGAACUGGCUGUUUAUUAUAAGAUAUGUCGUCUUAAAGUGGGCCUGGAAGCGAGGGAAGUGAAGGAUAUCUUGUGGGAGUUGAGACGCAUUUACAUUAUGAUUGUGGAAGGACGUGAACCAAAGGAACUCCCAAAAGAAGGGAGGAAAGAUCGCGAAGGCAGACGGUCAGUGACACCUGGUGGCUCAAUCAUGGAGUCAGAAGGAAGAAGAAGUGGUAAAAGAGUUGAGCACAUACGCACCCCAACACCCCCAUUUCCAAAGAGAUUUCAGCUGGAGGCUGAUGUUAGGCCCCACCUGUUGAUGGAGCUGGCACGUAUGUGUUUGGAGCAGAACCAGGCUGACCUUGCCCAGGACUGUGUUCUACAAAUCAGGGAGUGUGUAAUCAAGGAGCCUGACAUCUUUAUUGAGUUAGAGUUUGUGAAUGCAGAAUUGAUGGUGAAGCUUUUGAGAGACAAACAGCAAUCAUACCAGAAAGGAUAUGUUGAAGUGCGACUCCAAGCUAUUAAGAAAUGCAGUGAGGCCCUAAUGAAUGCUAUACGUGCCAACAACCCUCAUGUUAUACAAGCAGGCUGUGUCACACAGUGGAAUCUUUGCUUACCACUACUGCAAAACAACCUCAGGAAGAAUGCCAGGAAACCACUGACACUUGUUGCUGAGGCCUUGGAGAAUAUACAAAGUUUGCUUGUGCUGUUGAGGUGCCAGGUGCAUACAGAGCUUGCAAAAUGUGAAGAAGAUGAAGAACAAAUUGUAGUUGCCAUGGAGCACUUGAAGAAGGCUCUCAGCUUAGAUGAUGGUGGUGUAUACAGAGAAAGACUUGAGGUGAUGUUGCACAGACUUCAACUCAGAGCCCAGCUCUAUGAGCAGCCAGAGAGGCCAGAAGACCAAGCUGCUAUGAUAAUAGAACAGGCUAGAAAGGCAGAUUCUGGUACGAUUCGCAUGAAGAGAUCUCUCCUUGUGCGUGCUGGUUUAGCCCUUGCCCCAGAUGCUUUCCAGCUAGUUCUCGACAGCGAGAAUGAAACAAAAGUUCAAGUAUCUGGCAAUGUUAAGGGUCCAGUGAACAAGGCCUUUCAGAAGGUCUACCAGUUGGCAGGGAGGGCCAGGCAGUUUGAGAAGAGCAUCAAGAAAGCGGCAGGUCACCUAAAAAGACUUGGAGAUGAAAAUGAUCGUGAAAGAGCACGUCUAUGGGGUGAUUUGGCCAAAGUUGCUCGCAAACAGGAGGUUUGGGAUGUCUGCCGUGUAGCUAGCAGAUUCUGUAUUCUCUAUGACGACAGCAGAUGGAAAUCCAAUUUGCCAGAUGAAAAAAUCUCAAAAUCAAAGCGGUCCAAUACAAUUGUGAGGGAGACUACCCAAGCACGAGAUAAUCUUGCCGAUGUUGAUACUAGAACAGAGGCCUCCAUGGAGUCUAGUGCUACAUUGCAAGCUGAAGGGACAGAUCUAGGAGCCUCGGGCAGUAGAAAGAAGAAAGGGGACAGUAGACCAGGAAGCCCUACAAGGAAAGAAGUAGGACUCUAUGACAGAGAUCUGGUCCGCAUGUUAGCUGAAGUUCACUUUAUAUAUGGAGAGGGUAUGGUACAUCUGUUGAGGUCCCAGGGUGUUGAGCUUAAUGAUAUCCCUACUGCCCCCAAGGACACAAGUAAACAUCCUAAAGGGUACAUCCCCAAGAAGCCAGCUGAUGAUCCUGAGUGGGCGGAAUACUGUGAUUGGAUACGCUCUCUCAGUAAGUGUGCCCAGGAAAGCUUCAUGAGGGCUUCUGUGUUAGGGUCAGAACUGAAGGAGCCAUGGAUCCUCUGCAGUGCUGCGGCAUACAUCUGGAACUACAAUAACCACAUUCUCACCCAGUUCAGGCAUAGGGAGAUCUUAGAUAUCAUGAUUACAGUGCUAGAAGGCAUCAGAGCAGUUGGGCAUGCUGGGGAGACAACUCUACUGACUAACCUGUGUAAUGCUAUAGCACAGGGUCUCAUUCUGCCCUGGAUUCCUGUGGAAGAAACUAAAGAUGGCACUGUCAUCACAGCUAUGACUGAUGAUGCAUCGGCAGUGGGCUCCAAAGCAGAUAUAAAGAAAAAGCAAUCUGUUCUUGGCUCCAUGUCUAAAGGCAAAAUACAACUUCAAAUUCCCGCUGAAGCCAAUGAUGAUUUGAAGAAAGCACUCUCGACAUGUAAGUUUGGCCUUGAUGUGACAAAUGGCAGCAUACCCACCAACAUGGUGCCGAUAGCCAUCAGGCAGCCAUUGCUACAGACUUGGGUGAAGGUGAAGCAGAUGAUCAACCAACAGAUUGACAAGAAGCUUGGUACUGAUGAUGAGGAGAGUAAGGAAGGACAGAAGCCAAUGACUAGGUGUAUCGUUGCUACGGAGAUGCUUACACUGAACGGCAAUGGCCUCAUGGAGUUCAGAGAAGGACCCAAUCUUGCUGAGACUGUUGAAAUGGUAUCUGAGUGUGAAUGGGCUGAUAAGCUGGUUGAGCUUCAGAUAUGGACCCGUCUCUCAUCUCUGGCUCACUCCCUUAAGGACCAUGAACAUGUGAUGUUGUGUAGCAACAAGGCCCUGGCAUUUGCAGAUGUAGGCACACAGCCAAAGGGAAAGACUGCAGAUAGUCACAAGGCUAUGGUUGAACAGGAGAUGCUAUGCUUUGCUAGUUGCAUUCAGGGACAGAGUCUCAUGGAGAAUAUGGCUGGCAGUAAUGCUGUCAGGAGGCAGGCAUUGGCUGCUUUUCUCAACAGUGCAAGGUUUGCACGUAAUGCGAACAAUGCCAAGCUUGUGAUGACAGCAGCAAGGCACUACUGGAACAGUGUUAUUCCCCUGGUAAAGCUACCAAUGGAGAGAGAGCUACUCAAGGAACCUCUCAGGAUGAUGCUACAAUGCAUCAAUGCUACUGCACCAAAGAAGAUUGUCAAAGAGGAUAAGGGCAGUGAUGAUGAGGGUGAGACUGGUGGAGAGCCAGGUCUAGCUGCACUGAAGGAAGCAGCUGUAACAACUGGUGCAGGGGACCCUGAUGAUGACAUAGCUCUACGUGCAGCCCUCUAUGGUGUCAUGUUCCAGUCAUAUGCUGACUCUGGGGACUGGGAGAAUGGCCUAAUGGAGAUGGAACAGGCUGUUAAUGAUAUGCCAAGGACAAAACAUAGACUGUUGAUCUUCAAGCAUCUGAUCAUAGCAAAAGCAAAGACAGGGAAGAAUGUUGGAAUGAGCAUUCAGAAAUUCCAAAAUGAGAGUGAGGACUAUGUGGCGCAUAUGUGGCGCAGGGUGGCACUAUGUUCCAAGGAACAACUAGAGCAGCUUGAGGCCUACCAAAAAGCUAUUGAGGCCUUAGAGAGUGAGCCAACCCAAUGGCAGAAGUUUGACUACUUGUUAGAGUUUGGCCAAUGGCUUUAUUGUAAUGAGUUCCCUCUAAAUGAUGCCCUUGACCAGCUGGAGUGGACCAUAGAUAUACUGCUGAAUAUGAAGUUUGAAAGGCCCUCAACAAGGCAAUCUCAGAGAGGUGGAGAAAGGGGGAGUAAAGCUGCCAAGGGUUCAAAGAAGAAAGGCAAGAAAGAGCGUGGGAAGACCCCUCCACCCCCAGCCUCUGGAGGACAAAAAGCAAAGAAGUCCACAUCCAAAGACAAGAUUGCUGAGAAAGAAAGGAUGGCAAAGGAAGAGGAAGAAAAACUCAAAGCUGCAGAGGUGUCCAGCCAGAAGACCAGUGACUCUGAGAGUGAACUGAAUGCUGCAGACUUCAUCCCUGUUGUCAAAGAGAGUAUAAUAGGUAUUGUCCCCAGCAACUCUGGGUUGACCCUCAAUGACUUGAUAGAUGUGAAGCAGCUUGAGGGGCUAGUGAGAGGGCACACCAUGCUGGCCCAACUUUCUGGAAGGGCCUCAGAGAAACACCAGGAUUAUGCACUGCAGGCAUAUGGCUUCCUCAUGAAAAUAUGGCAGGUAUCCCUGCAGGCAUCUGGGCCCGUAGUGAAGGAGAUAGUAAAGAAUAAUAUAUUAGCAGAGGCUGAGAAGAAGGAAAAGGGAGGAUCAGCUAAGAAGAAGAAGGAUAAGGACAAUAAAGAGGAGAAGAAAGAUAAGCCAAAGAGGAAGGGUCCUUUGGAGCACCUGCCACAGAAUGUAGAGGAAUGGUCAACCUAUGAUGUCCCUGAAGAGGUCUUGGAGGCAUUCAAACAUGACUCCAUCAAAGGUGCAGGGGUCAAUGAAAAAACAAUUGCAAAGCCCAUGCUGACAUUCUAUUAUCUUGAAGAACUUGUAUCCCAAUUACGAUCUUUGGGCUACAACCAUUUAGCUCUUCCUGUACUGUCCUUUGCUGAGUUGGUUGCCAAGGACAUCAUAAAGAGUCGGCCCCUUUCUGCUCUUUGUCAUUUUAAGUGUAUGGAAGUGUGUCUGGAACUGAACCUGCUGUCUGCUGCUUCGUUACAUGAGAAAGCCGCUCACGUUUUCCUUCAUGAAGAGGAACAAGCCAAGGCUCGUGGAGAGACAAUCAUCUGGCAGGAGAAUCAAAGACAAGUGUCCAAGGAGGAAAAGAGAGUAAAGGAAUCCCUGGAGAAGCUAGCCAUUGAGAGCAAGUCUCUGUCACGUAGACCAACAAGGGCUAAUGUUACUGCACCAAAUGUUAACCCUCCAAAGGUCCCUGAUGAACAGAGUCCUUCUCACUUGGGUAAGCAGAUCAGCGGAGUAGAGAUAAGGGAUGUAUGGACAGAAACUGCUAUUGUGCUUAUUAGACAGCAUAUGUAUCAGCCAGCGAGGAACCUGUUGAAUGAAGCCUACCAGUCGGCCAAGGCUUUCAAUGACAAACAGCUCUUAGGAAAGGUUCUCACUUUGUUUGGUCAGCUUGCUUACAAUGAGGCUCAGUUUGGUCAGGCCAUUAACUUUGCCAAUGAAGCACAGAGCUGUUUUGAAGGAGAUGAGAUGUAUUGGUUUGAAACGACAAUGUUGGUUGCUGAAUCAGCCAUGGCAGAUUAUGCUCUGAAGCAUGAUGGGAAACGUAAAGCACGUAAUAUCCUCACUCAUGCGCUGAAUGUGUUUUCCAUCAUAGCUGAGGAGAGACGUAACAAACCAAGUAUUACUGGUUACAUCCUGGCAAAGAUUGAAGCCAAACUUGGUGAAGUACAGGCAGCUAUAACAAAGGAGGACUGGAAUACCCUUAAGCCUAAAGUUGUCAAUGCUCUCUCUAGUGCUUGCAAGAAAUACCAACAUGGCAUAGACCGGCUUGUCAAGCUGGGGUAUAAGAGGGAGGCCCUCCCCCUGAUGAAGGAAGAGGCCAGGAUAUUAAUACACCUUGCUCAGAAGUCUCGUCACAUUUCCUUCAAACAUGACUUCUAUCUUCAGGCUCUUGAUGUCUUAAAGGAAGCCAACUAUGUGGCUGAAGAAGUGAUGCAUAAUAUACAGACUCUCAACCCAUUAUUUGAACUGCGCAAUGUGAGUCUACCUAUACAUCGUGAGGCUGCUGACAUUAAGGUGAUGUAUGGUGAGGUUAUGGUAGAGAUGUUCAAACAGCAUGCUACUGAGACAAGGGAGAAACAGCUGGAGGAGGAGAGAAAGGAAGCAGUUGUCAAGUUAGUUGAGGAGAUGACCAGAGAGACGCCUAAUUAUACUGAUGUAGAACAGGACUGGCUUGACACUACAAAGGUUGUUGCUGAGACUGCAGUGAUUGAACUGACCGCAGCACAUAGCCUCAGUGGCAACAUCUCACACCUUAAAGCUAGAAGUCUCUGUGCACUUGGUACAUGUCUUAGACUCAUGGCAGAAUAUACAAGUCCUGACCAGCCUAAAUUAUGGGAUGUUGACAACAUGAACAUCAUCAACAAUGUUGGGUCACAGCCUAAUCUUGCUCAAGAGAAGACAGAUGAUGAAGCAGAUGAAAGUGCUGAUGCUCCACAACUGACACGUCAAGAGACAAAGAUGAUGCACGAGGCAUCAAGGAUGAGCACCUCCACUGCAAUGAGCCAUCAUUACAUGAGCCAAGCCACAGAGUGCCUCACACAGACCCUACACAUUGCCCUACAGAAAGGCUACACUGAGAUUGCUGGUGCAGCUUCAUUGCAGUUGGUUGAGUGUUGUGGCCAGUAUGACCCUUCUUCUACAAGCCAGUACCUAGCAUUACAUCAGAGCUGCCAGGCUGCCAUCUAUAUGAAAGGUCUGUUAGACGUUGCCCAGAAAGACCCCACAAUAUCACAGCAAGCUGCCAUGAUGCACCAGAAAACCAAGAUUGAGAAGAUGGAUGUAACAACUAAUCUAUCUCAGGGCUCAACCAUGAAAACCAUACAGAAGACAUUACAAGAUAACUCAGUACCUUGGAACAGACUAAGUAUUUCAGCAAACCACCUGGAGAUCAUCAAGGAAUUUCCACCAUAUUUCAAUAUCAUUGUUAUGCAGCAUUCACCUGACAGACAUUACUUGUAUGGGGCCAUCCUGGACAAGCCUAAGCCUGCCCAUGCUGGAGGGAAAGAAUCCAAGAAGAAUGCACAGUUACAAGGCCUAUCUAAGGCUAAAGUUGUCCGCAUUCCAACCAGUCCAGAAUCAGUGGACAGGAUGUGUCAGCGUGCAAAGGACCACAGGAACAAUGUAAUGACCAUACUGUUGAAGCAGGAGUACCAGAGGAGUCAACAGGCUAUGAGGCAGAAAAUGCUGGAGAACCUCGAUGAUGAUCUCAAACAUACUGGCAUGACCCCCUUUCACGAGGAGAUGGUUGAAGAUGAAGACCAGCUAGAGAAUGAGUUCAAAGAUAUAGUUACAGACCUGGAGACAUACAUAGAUCCUAUUAUCAAACACUUUGACACAAACAUCAGACCCCAGAGUUCCACAACUGAUGGCAAGGGUCGUAAAGACAAGGAUCAUGACAAGAACCAGGAUGCUUGCAACCAAGAAUAUAUAGUUCUAUUGGCAGAUCAGUGGCUACUGGAACUCCCUCUAGAGGCUGUUCAAAGACUACAGGCAGACAAUAUAUCAUCACUAAGCAGGGAUAUUUCACUACAGAUGAUGUACCACAGGCACCAUGAGGACACCGGAGAAGAUGAGAGUCCCUCUCACGGUAAGGACAAAGAUGACAAGAAGGAGAAGAAGAAAGAGAAGUCUAAAGAAAAGGAGAAGGCCUACAAACCUCCCCCAAGGAUACCUGGUCUUAGAGAUGCAGCCAAGAAACAGAAUAAGAUCAUCCCCCUGGACAGACCUUUAGCACCUGGCCUGACACCUGUAGACACACAUGCCUUCAGAUAUGUAUGUGACGCCUACUGUGACUGUGCAGAGACUGAGACUCAUGCUCCACUGGAGAUCUUUCACAGGAUGAUGGAAGAGCAUGUCACUCAGUUUACACCCAGGUGGCUUGGGGUGGAGGGCACAGAGCACUCCCCAAGUGUUGGGGAGUUUGAGAUCUACAUGAUAGAGGGCAGUGCGUUUGUGUUCUAUGGUAUGGAGCGGUUCAUGUCCUACAUCACUCCACAGAAACUGGCAUCGCUCAGUAUUCCUGAGAAUUGUCUGGUAAUGUUAUUUGACCUGGCACAGACAAGCAAGAGUUUUACCAGGCAGUCUAGUGGAGAUGUACUAAAAAGCAAUGACAUCAUGCACCUGGAGCGCCCCCUGGAGACAGCCAUGCUGCUCAGUCUAACAGGAGUGAAGUGUGUCAUGUCCAACCAGUGGCACUGUACUCUAAUGGAGAAUGCUGAUAGGCUGGAAGCAUCAAUGAGAGACCUACUCCCAAAAGGCAAAUCUACCGGACAGGUUGCUCGCUAUUUACUCUCACCAGCCAAACGAAGGUCAGAUGAGCUGGAAGCAGAAAGAUUGAAAGAGGAGGCAGAAAACAAGAACAAAACUGGUGACCCUGACCCCAAGGCCAAAGGUCAUGAAGCAGACGGACAGGAAGUUGAUGAUGAGGAGGAAGUAGAACCAGUGGAGCCACCUAUGGAACCAAACAGGUCUUGGUACAACAUGGUCUGCUAUGGCAUGCCAAACAUUGUUGUCACUCAGCUCUCAAAAUAAAUCAUGGACAUCUAUUUGGACAUACAUAUGAAUAUGUAUACCGUAUAUACAUUGGUUACCCUAUGGUUUACGAUACUCAUUAGUGUUACCACAGAUUCUUAUCAUUUUUAAGAUGAAACUGUGGAUUCAAAAUAUUUGGAAAAAGAAAGACUGUUUGUGUUUUAUAUUAUAAUUAUUGAGGAUUUUAAUGGCUGAAUGAAUGGCCCAUACGCCCCAUAGAUGUCAUGACAAGACAUUUGCUAGUCUGGUAAAAUGAUGUGCACUAACUAUACUUGUAGGUAUAAACUAUUGCUGAAAGCUGUGUACUAUCUGAUAUCAAUCCGUCCAUCAAUCAAUUGUGAUAUUAUAUAAUGUAUAUUUAAAGUUUUAUUAUAAGUUUUCCAAAUAGUAUUUAUGUUUUAUUGCACUAUUUACAAAAGUUUGAAUAAAAUGCAAUGCAAU
Molecule: messenger RNA, 9286 nt
Organism: Owenia fusiformis
Lineage: Eukaryota; Metazoa; Annelida; Polychaeta; Sabellida; Oweniidae
Source: the annotation of a GenBank genome assembly